UUCAUCGGCUGCUCACCCUUCGACGACUACGAGCUGACGACCAAGCUGGGCGAGGGCACCUUUGGCGAGGUGCACAAGGCCAUCCAUAAGUCCACAGGAACCCUUGUGGCGCUCAAGCGCGUUCUGAUGCAUAACGAGAAGGAGGGUCUGCCGAUAACAGCCAUUCGCGAGAUCAAGUUGCUCAAGUCGCUCAGCCACCCCAACAUUGUACCAUUGUCCGACAUGCUUGUCCGCCAUGAGGGCGCGGGCAGCACACAGGCGCCGUCCGUCUACAUGGUUUUCCCCUACAUGGAGCACGAUCUGACCGGGCUCCUGGAGAACCCAAAGAUCCAUCUGCGCCUGGAGCACAUUAAAUUGUAUCUGCGCCAGCUUCUUGAGGGCACCGCUUACCUGCACGCCAGCCACGUCAUGCAUCGCGACAUGAAGGCCAGUAACCUUCUGCUUAACAACGCCGGGCGUUUGUACAUUGCGGACUUUGGGCUUGCGCGGUCGUUCAAUCCGGACGAAAGAAAGGACAUGACCAAAUGCGUUGUCACGCGGUGGUACCGGCCGCCAGAGCUUUUGCUGGGCGAACGCAAAUACACGACAGCCAUCGAUAUGUGGGGCAUCGGGUGCAUUUUCGCUGAGAUGCUUGUGGGUAAGCCUGUGUUCCAAGGCAAUUCGGAUUUGAACCAGAUUGACCAGGUUAUGCGUAUCUGCGGCUCACCGACCACAGCCUCGUGGCCCGGGUGGCGGGACCUUCCUGAUUGCAAUCAGGUGGUUGAGUUUGCCACUUAUGCGCGUCAUGUGCGCGAGGAGUUUGUGAGGUUCGGCGAGGAUGCCGCUGAUUUGCUUGAUCAGCUUCUGCAGCUUGAUCCGAAAAGACGCCCGGAUGCGGCCACGGCGCUUAAACAUCGUAUUUUCUUUACUGCGCCGUUCCCAGCGAGGCCCGAGGAUAUGCCCAAAUUUGAACACUCGCAUGAGUUUGAUCGUCGCAAGAUCCGUCACCAG
Kickxella alabastrina is the source of this 990-nucleotide messenger RNA. RefSeq names its product kinase-like domain-containing protein. Gene Ontology annotation, molecular function: ATP binding; cyclin-dependent protein serine/threonine kinase activity. Gene Ontology annotation, cellular component: nucleus. The record is from RefSeq and is a predicted model, not a curated record. Lineage: Eukaryota; Fungi; Kickxellomycota; Kickxellomycetes; Kickxellales; Kickxellaceae. Gene Ontology annotation, biological process: protein phosphorylation. The transcript has a single exon. The annotation marks the transcript as partial.